AAUAGAUUAUCAUGGCUGAAGCACAUUCGGCGGUAGCAUUCUCUUUUGCGAUCACCCACGAUGGCUGGGAUGUAAAUUUUGAUCGCGAGGUGCUGUACUUGGUCUGGGAGUCUGGUCUCCGGUCGUGGAAGAAACGUCUCGUACGGUUCAGGAACAGUGUACACAAUGGAGUCUACCCUGGACAUUUGCAGUCGCUAUAUGUCUUGUGGACAAUAUUGGUUGCUGCUCAUUUUGGAGGGUUCCAAAUACCAUUUAAUUUAGUACAUAAGGCCACAGCAAUUUUACCUGGCAACUCAACUAUGUGGCAAAUUAUUGCCUGUCUAUUGGCAGCUCUGACAAUGUGGCUUUCUGUAAUAUUCUUUAUGAGGUAUCUUCUCAAACUACUACUGAUGUACAAGGGUUGGAUGUAUGAAUCGAGAUCACCUGGUGCUAAAAUAUCUAGAAAAACAUUGUUAUGGAUAGCUAUUGUAAAGGUGUUGUCGGGGUGGAAUAAACCAAAGCUGUACAGUUUCCAAGGAUCCCUGCCGAGGCUCCCUUUGCCGGCUGUCAAAGACACUAUGAAACGGUAUAUAAACAGUGUUCGGCCAUUAUUAGAUGACAAAAACUACAAAAGAGUUGAAAAACUUGCAAAGGAAUUUGAAGAGACGAUAGCAGUUAAAUUGCAAAGAUAUCUUGUUUUAAAGUCUUGGUGGUCGAGCAACUAUGUAUCCGAUUGGUGGGAGGAGUAUGUGUAUCUUCGUGGUCGGUCGCCACUAAUGGUCAAUUCGAACUUCUACGGGAUUGAUGCAAUUCUAAUGAGACCUACCACAAUACAGGCGGCGCGUGCCGGUGUCGUUAUACACCUAUGUCUCAAAUUUAGAAGGCUCAUUGAUAGACAGGAGUUGGAACCGAUAAUGCUCCAAGGUAUGGUCCCGCUAUGUUCUUGGCAAUAUGAGAGGUUGUUCAACACGGUACGUGUGCCUGGAAUUGAAACGGAUAAAAUAGUACAUUAUCAGGACUCUUCACAUAUCACAGUUUAUCACAAAGGAAGAUAUUUCAAGGUUUUGGUGUACUCUAGAGGACGAUUACUGCAACCAGCCGAAAUUCAAGUACAAAUCCAACAAAUUCUGGAUGACGAUUCACCACCUGUCAUCGGAGAAGAAAAGCUAGCAGCGCUGACAGCCGGCGAGCGCACCCACUGGGCUCGCAUCAGACAGACCAUGUUCAAUAGAGGCCACAACAGGACCUCUCUACAUUGUAUAGAACGUGCAGCAUUUAACGUAUGCCUAGAUGACCAAGACUAUGGUUACAACGAGGGUGAUCCGUCCUCUUUGGACCGGUAUGGGCACGUGUUACUGCACGGCAAAGGUCACGAUCGUUGGUUCGACAAAUCAUUCAAUUUAUGCUUCAGCAAAAGUGGCUUCGUCGGAUUCAACUCGGAACAUACAUGGGCAGAUGCACCGGUGAUGGGCCACUUGUGGGAGUACGUCAUUUGGUCGGAGCUGGAAAUUGCGUAUAAACCGGAUGGCAACACUAUUGGGAUAGUAGAAACGCCGCCACCGAUCCCCACACGUCUGCAAUGGGACCUCGCCAACGAAGAACUGCUGAAAGGCAUCGAUGUAUCAUACGACGUGGCACAAAAGUUACUCAACGAUAUCGAACUAAAAAUACUUAUGUACACAAAGUAUGGAAAAGGUUUCAUGAAGAGUUGUCGCGUGUCACCAGACGCGUAUAUCCAACUGAUCUUACAACUGUCGUACUACCGAGAUGCUGGCCGGUUCUGUCUUACAUAUGAAGCUUCUAUGACGAGAAUGUUCCGCGAAGGUCGCACGGAGACGGUCAGGCCUUGCACCAUUGAGAGCUCCGCAUGGGUAAAGGCCAUGGUGGAUCCGAAUGCAUCGAUCGAGAAGAAGGUGGAUCUAUUCCGAAAAGCAUGCCAACGGCACCAGCUCGGCUACCAAGAUGCGAUGGCUGGACGAGGCAUCGACCGUCAUUUGUUCUGCCUCUAUGUCGUCUCCAAGUACCUCGAACUUGACUCCCCCUUCCUGCAAGAGGUGUUCAACGAACCCUGGCGGCUGUCGACCAGUCAAACACCACACGGCCAAACAAGCAUGUUGGAUCUGAAGAAAUCCCCGAAUUGUGUAAGCGCUGGUGGCGGCUUCGGUCCGGUCGCCGACGACGGCUACGGCGUCUCCUACAUCAUCGCCCGUGAAGAUACCAUCUUCUUCCACGUCUCUAGCAAGAAGAGUUGUUCUAUAACGAGUUCUUCAAACUUCGUGCAACAAAUCGAGAAUUCAAUGAGAGACGUCCAAGAAUUGUUUCUCGAGUACAAUAAACUCAAAAAUGGUGUUAAAUCUUAAUAUUGUUUUUAGAUUAAUAUAAUUAUAUUGUUGUUGUUGUAUUGUAAACUACUGUAUGUAGUUUAUAAAAUAUUCUUAUUCUAGAGUUUGUAGACAUAAUUAACAUUGUAAGUGAAAACUCAGUAUAUCUGUUACAAUUGCUAUUAAUAUAUUUUAUACAUAUCAUGUUAAAAUUUAUUAUAAAUACAUGAUUCGUUCAUUAUAUUUGUAAAUUUAGAAAACAGGGAUUAGUUACUGUUAACGAAAAUAACAACUAACUUGGACUCUUAACUUUUGUAGCUCUGAAUAGAAUAGCAACGGAAAAAAAGUUAUCGGGAUGUAUAAUUCCGUCGUACGUCAUAUGAAAUAUUGUAUAUGUUUUGUAUGAUACAGCUAGAGAAAUUCAUUUAUUUUGUUCUAAAAUAUAUCAUUUCCGCUUGCAUAUUUGUAGACUUUAAUCAAAUGACAUAAAUAAUAUAAAUAUACAACGCCAUGUAUUAAUAAUAUUAAAUGAAUUGACAAUAGUAGUUGGAGUGUUUAAAAUGAAAGAGAUAAACGAAUAUACCUUUAAGCUAU
Achroia grisella is the source of this 2894-nucleotide messenger RNA. It is a transcript of the gene whd, whose product is annotated as carnitine O-palmitoyltransferase 1, liver isoform. The coding region runs from base 12 to 2339 and encodes 775 amino acids. Lineage: Eukaryota; Metazoa; Arthropoda; Insecta; Lepidoptera; Pyralidae. The record is from RefSeq and is a predicted model, not a curated record. Gene Ontology annotation, biological process: fatty acid metabolic process; carnitine metabolic process. Gene Ontology annotation, cellular component: mitochondrion. The transcript is spliced from 16 exons. Gene Ontology annotation, molecular function: carnitine O-palmitoyltransferase activity.